Messenger RNA from Helicoverpa zea (corn earworm), 1974 nucleotides. Its product is annotated as SPRY domain-containing SOCS box protein 3-like. Gene Ontology annotation, molecular function: protein binding. The coding region runs from base 530 to 1387 and encodes 285 amino acids. NCBI's taxonomy places the organism in Eukaryota, Metazoa, Arthropoda, Insecta, Lepidoptera, Noctuidae. Gene Ontology annotation, cellular component: SCF ubiquitin ligase complex. The transcript has a single exon. The record is from RefSeq and is a predicted model, not a curated record. Gene Ontology annotation, biological process: proteasome-mediated ubiquitin-dependent protein catabolic process.
GAAGGCCAUGCCAUUAAAAAUUAUAAAAACAAUUGAUAUUUAUUUUGAAAAUGGCGGAAAUAGAUAGUUCGCUGUCUACGCCUGUCAAACUGCGAUGGUUUCCUUUUCCUGAAUCCAAUUAAAUCAAAAUAAAUAACAACAACAUAAAAUACAAGAAAUCUUUGGUGAAAAAUAUUCCAUCAAAGACUAGUAAAUUGAUGGUAGGAUUUGUGUUUGACUGCCUAUAGAAAAAUUAAUAACAUAGUUUCAAGUUGACGAUGACGAAAAUGCAGUAUUGAUUUUAUUCAUGUGAAGUGCGAACUAGUUGUUUAUAGUCGUUGGAUUAUUGAUUUUCCGCGCUAUACACUACCCUGCACCCCUGCACCCUUCCAUGCACCGGCCGGGACGCUCGCAGCUUCGAGCGAAGGCUAGCUCAAUCUAGGGCCUCAGUCGAGCUUCGGGCGCCAUCGAGUUGGUCGCCCGCUUGAGUGCGGUUCAUUUUACCUGUGGAAGAGUUAAAUCAUUUUGUGAAGUGCUGAAUUACAACAAGAUGGCAGGAGGGGCCUGUAUUAGAAAAGGGAUCUACAUAAACGAAAUAAUGCCGGAGGGGUUCUGCCGCUGCUGGAACGGCGACGACGAGACGGAGCCCGGUAACCCCGACUGCGGCUGCGGCGAAGAGCUCGGUAUCGUCGAGUGGCGGUGGGCGGCCCCCAAGCGAGCUCCAAAGUGGGUCGAAUUGUACGAAGAUCAAAAGCAGGUGGUGUUCCAUCCCCUGUACAGCUCUGGCACUGCAAUCGUCAAAGGCAACAAAGCUUUAGAGACCAACAGGCACUACUACUGGGAAGUGAAAAUGCUCACCCAGCCAUAUGGCACCGACAUCAUGGUGGGCCUGGGCAGCCAGGAGGUAGGUGAAUCUUUCCGUGACUACACGUCCUACCUUGGUGGCAACGAGCACUCUUUUGGGCUCUCAUACACAGGCGCUAUCUGCAAGAAUGCCAGAGUCGUUGAGGACUGCCCCGGAUUCUGCAAGGGGACCAUCAUUGGAGUGAUGGUUGAUAUGUUCCUUGGCACACUGGAAUUUUAUCUAAACCGUGAGCCUCAGGGAUUGGUGUUCACGGGUCUCGGACGGCACAAGACAUGGUACCCGAUGGUAUGUUCAACAGCUGCUCAGUCCUCUCUGAGGCUUACGUAUGCCUCCUCAUGGACUACUUCUCUGCUGAUCAAUGCUGCCAAGGUGCUGGCUGCUUCUGUGACUGGCCGCCUCCUCUUCAACAACUUGCCGCCUGGCCUGGCCGCUACAAUGAAGAAGGAAUUCUGGAUUCCGCUGCGCAGCGGUGGCAUGCUUGACAAAGAACUUGCUAAGGUCGAGCGCCACAUUCGAGAUAGAAUAAAGGACAGAAGAUGGUAAAAUAGGGCCCCUAAUGGCACACCCCUUCCACGUGUGCCAUUAAGCCCCACAGAGGAAAUGCAGCUGAUCUACGCCAACAACAGAGUUGGCCUGCAUCCGAUCUUCUUGAUGAACACCCUGCUCUUCGGGUAUUAAGAAUGCAACAUUCAGGUGUGAUGACUGGCAUAACAGCAGUGUUAUGUGUGAUCGAAUUAUAUUGAAGGCCUCUUUAUGGCCAAUCGGAAAAGAAAGACUGUUUAAACUUAGAUUUUAGAAUAUAUGUAUUACUGUCACUAUGACUUUCUAUUAUGAUCUGAGCAGCAAUAGCCCAAUGGCAUUGUGGAAGUUAAAGUCCAUUGAACUAUUGACGUGUCCCCCUCCUGUCUCCAGUCAAUGUUGCUGGGUACAGGUGGGCUUACAAGAUUACUAGUUAUAUGAAACAUAUCCCUAGUAAUCAAAGUUUUAAAAACUUAUUGGUGUCUAAUUUUAUCAUUAUUAAUAUAAGUCUGGGUAUUUAUUAAUCUGAUCUUAUUGUCAUAAUUAUGUCUACACAUAGGAUAAACAUUCAAAAUGGUUAUUGUAAAACUGUGUAGGAUAAGUUUGCAAAG